Molecule: messenger RNA, 1449 nt
Organism: Penaeus indicus
Lineage: Eukaryota; Metazoa; Arthropoda; Malacostraca; Decapoda; Penaeidae
Product: protein argonaute-3-like
Exons: 7
Coding region: 16-1434 (472 amino acids)
Biological process (GO): regulatory ncRNA-mediated post-transcriptional gene silencing
Molecular function (GO): single-stranded RNA binding; RNA endonuclease activity; miRNA binding
Source: RefSeq, a predicted model, not a curated record
CUGUAAUCACUGUAAAUGUUUAUAUUUUUCCAUUUUCUGUUACAGCCAGUUCAACUGAAUGGUCGAAUUUUACCAGCCCCAAAUUUGAAAAUGAAAGAUACUGAAAUGAAAGAUACUAUUGUACAACCUAUAAAAGGGGUUUGGGAAGCUUGGAACAAGGUGUUCUUCCAAGGAGCUACUAUAAAAACCUGGGCUGUUGUAAACUAUGAUUUUUAUACAGGAGAGGAUGUAGUGAAGGACUUUCUGGUUAAUCUUAAGAGGAUGGCAAAAGAAAGAGGAAUGAUUAUGGAGGAACCUGUGAAGGUCAUGAAAGGAAGUGUGGUCAUGAAAGGAAGUGUACCAGAGAAAGAUUUUCCAAUGAUUAUGAAAGCUAAUAAGGGAAUGCAGAUGAUUCUUGUGAAUUUACCAUCCAAGAAAGGAGACAUAUAUGGUCGUGUCAAGAAGAUGGGGGACCGUGAAUUUGGUGUUGUAACGCAGUGCAUUUUAUCAAAGAACUCAAGGAACCCAAAGCCUGCAACAGUAAACAAUGUGCUUCUGAAAAUCAAUGCUAAAAUGGGAGGCGUGAAUAAUACACUUGGAAAUGAAAGCAGUACUUUUAUACUCACCAGUCCAGUGAUGAUAAUGGGAGCUGAUGUCAACCACCCACCAGCUGAUGAGAGGAAUGGGACUCCCUCUCUAGCUGCUGUUGUAGGAUCAAUGGAUUGCUUUGGCUCCAAUUAUGCAGUACAAGUGAGGCAGCAGCUUUCCUGCAGAGAAAUAAUACAAGAUCUGAAGGAAAUGACAAGGAACCUUCUUCUUGCUUUCUAUAGAAAAACUAAGAGGAAGCCAGAAAGACUCAUAAUGUAUCGUGAUGGUGUGAGUGAGUCUCAAUUUUACACAGUACUGGCAUAUGAGCUUAAUGCAAUGCGUGAUGCUUGCAAAUCAUUGCAAGGUGACUAUAAACCUGGCAUUACCUUCAUUGUUGUGCAGAAGAGGCAUCAUACCAGGUUGUUUUGUGAUAGCACAGAUGGAGUUGGCAAAUCCAGAAAUGUUCCUCCAGGCACCAUCGUCGACCAGGUUAUCACUCACCCAAGCGAAAUUGACUUUUACCUGUGUUCUCAUCAGGGAAUCCUUGGAACAAGCAAACCUACACAUUAUCGUGUUCUGUGGGAUGAUAAUGACAUGACGAUGGAUCAGCUGCAGUCAAUGUCAUAUGCCCUGUGUCAUAUCUACUUCCGCUGUACAAGAUCUGUGUCAAUCCCUGCACCAGCAUACUAUGCCCAUUUAGCAGCUUACAGGUGGGUUGAGAUGAGAGUGCUAGUUUCAUUGUUCCCCUUCCAUAUACAUAUAUACAUAUACAUAUUUACAUAUAAACAUAUAUACAUAUACACAUAUAUACAUAUACACAUAUAUAUGUAUAUAUAUAUAUACAUAUAUACAUAUGUAUAUAAAUAGAUAUAUAGAUAUAGA